This is a messenger RNA of Andrographis paniculata, 3630 nucleotides long. RefSeq lists its product as uncharacterized. Lineage: Eukaryota; Viridiplantae; Streptophyta; Magnoliopsida; Lamiales; Acanthaceae. Gene Ontology annotation, molecular function: protein binding. The record is from RefSeq and is a predicted model, not a curated record. The coding region runs from base 235 to 3630 and encodes 1131 amino acids. Gene Ontology annotation, cellular component: mitotic spindle. The transcript is spliced from 21 exons. Gene Ontology annotation, biological process: mitotic spindle organization; regulation of mitotic cell cycle.
UUAACAAACGAUUUUAGUUGGCACCGCACUAAUUGCAUAGAAAGGAACCGUAGGAGGGAGAGCAUUUUGAAAGAUGCGUAACGGCCAUUUUACCAUUCUUUUAAGACGCCUCUCCUCCCGCUUCACUUAUUUCCACAGAUUCGUGCAAAUGCGAUGCUGGUUAGGGUUUUGAGUUGAAUCAGAUAGAGGAGAUGAAGCGAAGUCAAAACCCCAACAAGCCUCCGGCGCCGAGUAAUGUCCGUGCAACUGAUUUUAGAGGAAGUAGUUGGGUUGACUACCAGAAACGGGAAUGGAUUGGCAUCGAAUGCUUCGAGCUCCAAGUUCGCUUAUAUUGCAGGUUGUGUGGUGGUACUACACAAUGUUUGUUCGGGCAUUCGAUCGCAUCUCAUGGCACCGAAUCGGGUUCUUAAACCAUUGAGCUGUGUCACUUUAUCGCCUGAUGCUAGUAUUGUUGCCGCAGGACAGUCAGGGUACCAACCUGGAGUGUUGGUAUGGAAUAGCAAUACCCUUGCAUUUUUAUGUGAGCUAAAAGGCCAUCAAUAUGGCGUAGAAUGCAUGGCUUUGUCACCUGAUGGCAAAUAUUUGGUGUCGAUUGGAUUUCCUCGUGAUGGUUGUAUUUGUUUUUGGGAUUGGAAAAAUAAGAUUCUAACUGCAAGGAUUAAAAUAUCAUCAGUUUCUUGUCCUACUGCUUCUAUUGUGUUCUCAUCAGACAGUAAAUAUAUUUUAAGUGCUGAUAAGAAUCAGUUAAAGGUCUGGAAAGUUAGAUGGCCAAAAGGAUUUUGUUCAAAUCCUAGGCCUCCAUCAGUGACCAUGCACAAGAAAGUUGAUCUUGGCCGUCACAAAGAUUCUACAUUUGUAGCUGUUUCAUCUAUGAGCUCUAUGGAUUGUUCUUCUGUGAAUCACAUUCAUGCUAGUGAACAGGCACCUUUCUAUGCAGUAACAGAGAAAGGAAUGCUAUGCAUGGUGCAUCCUAAUUCACCAGUCAUUAACUCAGUGGAUUUAGAGGUCACUAAAUGCUUCGCACUAGCUACAUCGACAAGUUUGGUUGCUUGUGCUUGCAACAAUGGCCUUGUAAAGUUGUUUGGCACCAAAUCUCUUGAAUAUGCUGGGCGACUGCUAUAUGCUGAAGGCAACAGAUGCAAAAAAUCAACUAUGGUGGACUACAAAAUGGAUAUGAAGCAAUUUGAACUUCAAAACGAGCCUACAUUUCCAGAUGCAGUUGCAUGUCAAUUUUCAACACAUGAAAAGCUUGUGGUGAUUUAUGAAGAUCACAGCCUCUACAUAUGGGAUGUUCAUAGCAUAGAUCAGGCUACCAGGUGCUGUGUCCUUGUUUCACAUGGUGGGUGCAUAUGGGGCAUUAAAAAUGUUCCAUGUGAAAAUAUGCAUGAUCCAUCUCUCUCUUGUGUUGCUAAAGGUUGUUCUGGUGGAUUAUCUUUCGCUACAUGUUCGGUUGAUGGUAAUAUUAGGUUAUGGGAUUUCGCACCGCAAUCUGAAAUAUCAGAAAAUGGAUUUACACAUUGUGGGGAUGGCAGCUCUAAUGGAGAUACACAUUUGGUCAAUGCUGGAAUCUUUGAACGUGAUUCUGUUGCAGAAGGUUUAUCCUCCACAGGUUUUCGUUCUAUGGCAAUUAGUUCAGAUGGGAAGUAUCUUGCAGCUGGUGAUUUCCGGGGAGAUAUUCACAUAUUUGAUUUGUACACUUCUGAUUAUAUUUUUAUUAAGGAUGCUCAUGAUUCAGAAAUCUGUUCUUUAAGUUUUAACUUGGCAGAUAAAAAUAAAACUUCUUUCAUGGAAUCUUGGGGAAGUCAUCUAUUUCUAGCCUCAGCAGGGAGGAAGAGUGGGACAAUCCAUCUUUAUGAUGCUGACAGGAAUUUUAUUCUCUUUGGGACACUUAACCACCACUCAUCUGUUGUCACUUCAGUAAAGGUUUCAUCAAAUGGCCAUCAGAUUCUUAGCUGUGCUGAUAGGUACCUUACUCUUCACAGUAUAGAUGUGCACUCCACAGGAUGUAAAUUUUCUUGCCUUAAAAGAAUUGCAACUAGUGGAAUAAUUUAUGACAUGGAUGUAGAUCAUCGGAUGAAUGUUGCAUGUACUGUAGGUGAGGAUAAGAAGAUAAAUGUAUAUGAUAUUCAAUCUGGAAAACAAAUUAAAAGGUUCAAUCAUGAUGGGAAUGGAGAUACUGGGAAUCCAGUGAAGGUAACUGUGGAUGGAAGCUGCAGUUAUGUUGCUUGCUCCUACUCUAAUAGAUAUAUCAACAUUUAUGACUGUGUUAGUGGGAAGGUUGUUGCUCAAGCAGCAGGACAUGGCAAGUUUGUAACAGGCAUUAUCUUUUCACCUGACUGCAAACAUCUUGUUUCGGUUGGUGCUGAUGGCUGCAUCUUUGUGUGGAGUCUCCCUACUCAUAUGUCUUCAAGGAUGCUUCUCAGAACUAAGGAAACGCCAGUUAAUGAUCUGCCAGAAAGCAUAAAUCAGCCUAUAAUGUGUAAUCAUAUCAAGUCCUAUCUAAUUGAUGACCAUAAAUGGAAAGAUCGCAGAGUAGCAUCCUUAAAUGGAAAUCUGAAGCCUAUUUGUGAGGAAAUGCCUCUCCAAGAACUAAACAGUCCGGAAAGCAAGGGAUUUAAGUUCAGCAUAUCCCGACUUCCAAAAUGGGCACAGUGUAAAUUCAAUAACAAUUCCCUACAUCCAGAUAUAGAGUCUAGUUCGUCUAAGGUUGAUUUACAAAAUAAUAAUGAGCCUCUUGAAUCAUCAAGAGAUGCUCUGGAAAGUGGCCAACAGUUCUCUGGGACCUUGUCCGGACACCUUCCGCAGACAGAGAGCUGCGGAGCAUCUCCAACUUCACAAACUUUUAGCAGGCCAUCAGAAAAUCGCUGGCUAACUAUUCAUACAGUUUGUAUGGAUCUGCUUGAUUCCCCUGAAAGUUGGGACUCAGUAGCCCAGAGCCAAGCUAUGGAGACGAUUCAUCCUAACAAGCGCAUUAAGCUCAUGUACCCUGUUUCCGGCAUUGCGAAUCCUCCUGAAGAAUCCUCCUUCAAACAACAUAAGCAUUCUAGCUUUUCACAAGGUACAGCCAAAGAUACCGAUGCAUCCAGGAAGGGAUCUCAAGAAAAUGAAUAUGGUGAAGCACAUUUGCGCAGCUUGUCAGUGCAAUUGAAGGACGAGAAAGGGGAGUUACCAACAAAGACAGGCAACUCGUCUCAAUUUCCUCUGCAAAGGCAUCUCCUGGGAGUUGAAAAGAGAUCUUCACCCAUGCUUGCUGCUGAAGAUUCAAUCUAUGGAUCCUUGGGAGAGAUCAAAAGUAGCAAUUCUAAAGUUUUGUCCAUCAAACCAUCAAUGGCAUUGCCUGUGGGAAGAGCAUUCACAGAAGAUGCUCAAAAACCACCACAAAUUCCACUUCAGAAAAUCGACAAUGAUAAAAUUCAUGAGGUGGAAGACGCUGGAUCAUGGGAAGAAGCACUUUGUAAUCUGGAAGCGGCAGCUGAGAAUGCACUGCAGUCAUUCCACAAAUUAGCUGCCGUAAAUAUUACUGUAGAAGAUAAAUCAAGUAUGGCUGAAGCAGCUACAAGGCUUCCUUUGAUAGAAAAGAAGAUUCAGGCAAUAACUAGAUUGCUUCAACCAGACAGGCAUAGAUUGUAA